AAGCAGACGACGCAACACUAAUUUUUUUUUCUCUUAAAUUUCGUCUAGUACCAUGGCCGAGAUGGAGAAUAAAUCAAUUUGUUAUGAUAUAUUACAGUUUCAAGAAACAUUGAGGAAGAUGAGAACAUUGGACGACAAGAUUAUUUACACUUUCAACACAUCAAUACCAACAGACUCAUUUAAAGGACAAGUCAACGAAUCUGCCACCUGCAAGCAUUUAUAUGAUGAGUUACAAACCAACUACAGAAGCAGAGAGCACAGUAUCAAGCAGUGCAUUGAUAUUUUGGCGAAUGAAGUUCGUUCGCUUAAACAGGAAAAGGACUCGCGGCCCGACAACAUUCAAUUGCUCAAGAUUUUGCGAAGGGAGCAGACUUCCCUUCGCCUUCUUCAAACCGAGCUUGGAGUAGAGGAAGUAAUCAAGGAAAGAACAAUGAAAGUGUUCAACGAACAUUGCCGCGACUACUAUAAGCCUCCCGAAGCUUCACCCUAGCUUUAAAAAAAGCAUGACAUCCAAGUUAGUCCGAAAAUAAAUAUGUUUCAUAUCAAAACAA
Daphnia carinata is the source of this 551-nucleotide messenger RNA. RefSeq names its product protein MIX23-like (gene Ccdc58). The coding region runs from base 53 to 490 and encodes 145 amino acids. Gene Ontology annotation, cellular component: mitochondrial intermembrane space; mitochondrion. The record is from RefSeq and is a predicted model, not a curated record. NCBI's taxonomy places the organism in Eukaryota, Metazoa, Arthropoda, Branchiopoda, Diplostraca, Daphniidae. The transcript is spliced from 3 exons.